Molecule: messenger RNA, 1293 nt
Organism: Morus notabilis
Lineage: Eukaryota; Viridiplantae; Streptophyta; Magnoliopsida; Rosales; Moraceae
Product: serine/threonine-protein kinase STY8
Exons: 5
Coding region: 1-1293 (430 amino acids)
Biological process (GO): protein phosphorylation
Molecular function (GO): ATP binding; protein kinase activity
Source: RefSeq, a predicted model, not a curated record
AUGAGGGCCACUCAAUCUAGGUCUUGGCAGUCACCGGCGGUGGAGAAUUCAACGCCGGGCCAGAAGCACGGCAAAACCACCACGCAGCCCUCCGGAUGUUGCCGGGGGCUUAAGGACUGCUUGAAAAUGGGUUCAAUUGUUUCCACAAAGCGGAGUGAUCAUGAGCCAACUUCCACAUUGGAGCAACAGGUUGCAGACCUAGAAAGAGAAGUGGAAAGGCAGAAAGAAGUCAGGUUUAUUUAUAAGAAGAGGAUGGAGAGAACGCAAGACUAUCUGAGAUACUGUCUUCAAAUAGCGCAGGAAAAUGGAUUCUUGGAUCUUAUUGUCCAAAACAAAGAUGCUCCUCCCACUCCUCAAACACCAACACCCCUGCAUCAACACUCGGAGCUUGCUUCUCUAAUUGAUGUAGCCAAGCUAAAUGGCUGGUACAUUGCUCCAGAUGAGAUUGAGCUGCAAGAGAAAAUAGGACAUGGAAGUACGGCCAACAUUCACAGAGGAACAUGGCGCGGACUUGAUGUGGCGGUGAAAUGCAUACGACCCGAUUUCUUCCAAUCAAACGACAAAGGCGUAGCCUUCUUCGCCCAAGAGAUGGAGACAUUGGCGUGUCAACGACACCGUUUUGUUCUCCAACUGAUGGGCGCGUGCCUUGACCCGCCAUUCCGCGCGUGGGCGGUGACUGAGUUCUUGAGCAUGACACUGGAGGAGUGGCUUCAUGGGCCUGAUAAGAGGCGGAUCAAGGAGAGGAUUACACCGCUUCCUCAGUUCAAAGAAAGAUUGGGCCGGGCUUUGGAGAUAGCUCAGGCCAUGCAGUAUCUCCAUGCCCAAAGGCCCAAAGUUCUUCACCGCGAUCUGAAGCCCAGCAAUAUUUUUCUGGACGAUGCAUUGCACGUGAGAGUCGCGGAUUUUGGUCACGCUCGGUUUUUGAGUGAAGAAGAGAUGGCACUCUCUGGUGAAACAGGAACUUAUGUCUAUAUGGCUCCGGAGGUCAUCAAAUGUGAGCCUUAUAAUGAAAAGUGUGACGUUUAUAGUUUCGGUAUUAUACUGAAUGAGCUUAUGACCGGAGAAUAUCCCUACAUUGAGCUGGAUUAUGGUCCCACUAAGAUCGCCAUGGAAGUUGUAGAGAGUAAUCUAAGGCCAAGACUUCGAGAAGACGAUGGCCAACUUGGGGAGCUCAUUGACCUCAUUUGCCGAUCAUGGAAUGAAGAUGCUGCUAUUAGGCCACCCUUUGCCACGAUCACUUCCGUUCUAAAAAGACUUCAAAACCGGCUGUUGGAAAAUAGUGUUAACCUGUAA